Aspergillus wentii DTO 134E9 is the source of this 1857-nucleotide messenger RNA. RefSeq lists its product as uncharacterized. Lineage: Eukaryota; Fungi; Ascomycota; Eurotiomycetes; Eurotiales; Aspergillaceae. The transcript has a single exon. The record is from RefSeq and is a predicted model, not a curated record. The coding region runs from base 281 to 1462 and encodes 393 amino acids.
UAGAUACAGAUAUUGAUAAUUGAUAAAUGAUAUGGAUAGACAGAUAAUAAAUAAUAGAUAAAUACUAUAAUUCAUCCAGCAAUGAUCGCCUCCCCGCAUCUUUUUCGACUCGACCAGUCAAAUUUCCCUUUCUGGCUCAUUUUCGCUCGUUUCUUUCUUCUCACCUGAUGUUUUCCUCUUCUCUCUUUCUCUCCACUUCCCCAGAUCUCUUCCUCUUCUUCCUCCCCUCUCCAUCUUUCUUCACCAUCUCUCUUUAUGUCUAUGAAUAUGCCCUAGCACCAUGGUCAAUGGGACCAAUACACCCGGCGAUGGCAUCACCGGGGGUUAUACCGGUCACAACCUGGGCAUCCAGAUCACCAUCGCCACCCUCGCCGGCAUCACCUGGUACAAUGCCAUCGAGCUCAUCAUCCUCGUCUUCGUCACCUUCAGCCAGUAUCGCGGCCUCUACUUUUGGAGUCUUUUCGUCUCGGCCUCCGUUGGUCUCGUCCCCUAUUCUCUCGGUUUCCUGCUCAAGUUCUUCAACCAGAACCAGAUAACAUGGCUGUCCGUCACCUUCAUCACCAUCGGCUGGUACGCCAUGGUCACCGGCCAGGCCUUUGUCCUCUACUCGCGUCUCCAUCUCGUCCUGCGCAAUCCUCGUGUCCUCCGUCGCGUCCUCGCCAUGAUCCUCCUCAACCUCCUCUUCCUCCAUAUCCCCACCACCGUCCUCACCUACGGCUCCAACAUGCCUGACCGCUCCCCCAGCCGUUCGCAAUACAUCGCCGGCUACAACGUCAUGGAGAAGAUCCAAAUGACCGGCUUCUGCAUCCAGGAGUUCAUCAUCUCAGCCCUCUACAUCUGGGAAACCACAAAGAUGCUUCGUCUCGACCCUGACGGCGGCAAGCGCAAAAUCAUGUACCAGCUCGUCAUCAUCAACUCCCUCAUCAUCCUCAUGGACCUCGGCCUCCUCAUCAUCGAAUACCGCAACUUCUACAUCAUGGAAACCAUGAUCAAAGGCGUCGUCUACAGCAUCAAACUCAAGCUCGAAUUCGCAGUCCUAGGCAAACUCGUCCACCUCGUCAGCUGCCACGUCUGGAACUCAGACUCCGUCCACCACGUCGCCGGCAUCCUCAUCCCCUCUCGUCCGGGAAUCUCCCCUCCUCCUCACUACCACCCGGACUUCCCCGACUUCGUCGACGCUACCCGCGUCACCUCAGACCUCACCCACGCCCCUUCUACCGCCCGUCGUCGUUCCCACCCCUGGAUGGACUCGGACGACGUCUCCAUCGCCAUGUUCGAGCAUUCAAGCGUAUCCAGGGACCACGAGACGGGCCGGUCCGGUCACUCCGGCCACUCGGAUAUCUCGUAUUCCUGGAGUGGCGAAACUCAAACUAACAACCACCCUUUUCCAGAGCGAGAACUAAGUCCCCUUGACUUUACGGAUUCUCUUCAAAAACAAAAGGAUCAUCGUGAGGAUAUCUGAUUUAUCUAUUUGAUGCAUCUUUUCUCUCCUUUUACGAAUUACGAGCCACGACUUUACGUCUUGUACACCAGGAUACCUCCCUCAAAGGGAAUACUUUUACUUUCUUCUUCUCAUUCUUGGAAAAAAACAGUCCAGUCCAUCCAUACCAAUCCGGGGAAUCAUAAUUAUCCCUGUGAAUACCCAAAAAAACAAAAACCCUACAUAUCGGAAAUGAUACCCCCCUUUUUUUCUCUCCCUUUUUACUUUUUGCUUUUUAUUUUUAUUUUUUAGUGGGUUUCCACCAUCGUAUCCUUACCUGGUGGGUUUAGGAUAGGUAACAUACAUUCAUCACAUCCCGAAGCUAGGGCUUUCGGAACGGGCUUUUGUAUUUUUGUCGGAUCGGAUGUAUAUCGGGC